UAAAACGGUAGGCUUUAACCCAAACAUAUCAGUCAGUUACCUUAAAUAUAAAUGGAAUAAAUGCUCCGGUUAAAAGACAAAGAAUGUUAACCUGGAUUAAAAACCUAACCCUGCUAUUUAUAAGAGACACAUCUAAACUAUGAGGAUACUGAAAGGAUGGUAAGCAGAUGGGAACAGUAAACAGAUGGAAAAAGAUUUUCCAUAUAAAUACUACCCAAAACAAAGUUAGCAUAGUUGUAUUGCUAUCACACAAAAUCAGUUUUAGGCUAAAAGCAUUUCUGAGAUAAAAAGGGUCACCAUAAUGAUAUGAUAAGAGGUUUAAUUCACCAAUAAGUUAAAAUGGUUUUAAUUUUGUGUGCGUGGACUAAAUGCAAUUAAAAUACGUAUACCAAAAUACAAAGAUUGUCAAGAGUGGAUAAUAGAAUGUACAACUAUACACUGCUUAUGAAAGAUUCCUUGACUAUAAUGACACAGAAAGGUUGAAAAUAAAAUGAUAGAAGAUAUAUUUUGCAAAUAUUAACUGAAAGAAACCUGUUGUAGCUCUAUCAGAUAAAGUAAGGCUAGAAAUAUUACUAGAGAUUAAAAGAGACGUUAUUUAACAAGCUUAAAUUUCUGUGUACCUAAUAAAUUAGUUUCAAAGUAUUUAAAACAAAAUCUGACAGAAUUAAAGGAGUAGUUAUAUCCUCAGUCAUAGUUAGAGUUUUCUUUUUAACCACAUCUCUUUUUUAGUACCUUACAGAACAAAUCAAUAGAGAUAGAAAAUUUAACAACAUGGUCAGCAAAGUUGACCUAAUGGACAUAAAUGGAACACUGCACCUCAAAACUACAAAACAUUAAUGUUAAAAUUGGAAGUUUGUAUCUUUUGCUGGAUUUUGGAAAUUGAAUGUAAUGGCAACAGAAUUUAUAAAGAGUUGCUGUAGAGGAUGUUUCUAUGGUGAAACAGAAAAGCACAACUUUUCCGUGGAAAGAGACUUGAAAGCAGCAGUCUCAAGUAGCCAGAAUACUGCUAUUUCUAUACCUCCAGUGACUUCUAUUUCUGUAAAGCCUCAGGUUGGCUGCACUGAGGAUUAUUUACUUUCAAAAUUACCAUCUGAUGGCAAAGAGGUACCAUUUGUGGUGCCCAGGUUUAAGUUAUCUUAUAUUCAACCAAGGACACAAGCAACUCCUUCACAUCUGGAAGAACUUGAAGGAUCUGCCAGAGCAUCUUUUGGAGAUCGAAAGGUAGAACUUUCCAGUUCAUCCCAGCAUGGCCCUAGCUAUGAUGUAUACAACCCAUUCUAUAUGUAUCAGCACAUGUCACCUGAUUUGUGUCGACGCUUUCCUCCUCACUCAGAAGCGAUAAGACUAUAUGGAUCAGUUUGUGAUUUAAGGACCCAUAAACUUCCUGGUUCCCCUGGGCUGAGCAAAUCUAUGUUUGAUCUUACAAGUUCAUCUCAGCGAUUCAUCCAGAGAUACGAUUCAUCAUCCAGUGUACCCAGUAGUUGUUCUUCAAGGAAAAAUUCUCAGGGGAGUAACAGAAGCCUGGAUACAAUUACUCUAUCAGGAGAUGAAAAAGAGUUUGGGAGAUUGAAUGUGAAAUUGUUUUAUAAUUCUGCAGUAGAGCAGAUCUGGAUUACAGUUUUACAGUGCAAAGAUUUAAGUUGGCCCUCUAGUUAUGGAGACACUCCUACUAUUUCUGUAAAAGGAAUAUUAACUUUGCCCAAACCAGUGCAUUUCAAGUCUUCAGCUAAAGAAGGCUCCAAUGUUAUUGAAUUUAUGGAAACUUUUGUAUUUGCUAUUAAACUCCAAAGUCUACAAACAGUAAGGCUUGUGUUUAAGAUUCAAACUCAGACUCCCAGGAAGAAAACCAUUGGAGAAUGUUCACUAUCACUCAGAACUCUUAGCACACAGGAGAUGGAUUAUUCUUUGGAUAUAACACCACCUUCAAAAAUUUCUGUUUGCCAUGCAGAGCUUGAAUUGGGGACUUGUUUUCAAGCAGUAAAUAGCAGAAUUCAGUUACAAAUUCUUGAAGCACAGUACCUUCCAAGCUCAUCAGCGCCUCUGACUUUGAGUUUUUUUGUGAAGGUGGCAAUGUUUAGCUCAGGAGAUUUGAUUUAUAAGAAGAAGACACGCUUACUGAAGGCCUCCAAUGGAAGAGUAAAGUGGGGAGAGACUAUGAUUUUUCCACUUAUACAGACUGAAAAAGAAAUUAUUUUUCUUAUUAAGCUUUAUAGUCGAAGCUCUGUACGAAGAAAACACUUUGUGGGCCAGAUUUGGAUAAGUGAAGACAGUAAUAAUAUUGAUGCAGUGAACCAGUGGAAAGAGACAGUUACAAAUCCAGAAAAAGUUGUUAUCAAGUGGCACAAAUUAAACCCAUCUUGAAGAUUUCACACGAUAAUUUGGCGAAGAUCUUGACAUUUAUUUUAGAAGGCUUAUUUCAGUUUGCUACCAAUGAAGAGACAAAUUGCUGCCUUUGUUGAUCUAUUUCUGGAGACCAUAAUUAUAGUACAUAAUGGAUCUGAUCAAAAAAUUAAACUUAAUGAAAAAUGUAAUUAUAUCAAAUAUCCAAAGUGAAGGAAAUGUUUUAAAACUGUGCCCAGUAGACAAUAAAAUAAAGGAUAGUGUCACUAGGGCAACUAAAUAAGUUAUAAAAUCAACAAGAAUAACAACCACAGAUAAUUAUUACUAUAUUAUGUUUUGGGGUUUUUUUGAAGCUUUACCUAGAUAUUCAAAACCUAGUAUAUCAAGUCUCCAUUAGUACUGCUAGGCCUUUAGAAGACUUUUACCACUGACUAGACUAUUGAUUAGAUCUUGGCUCCACUGUUUAUCUCUUGCUACAUAUUUUCUUUCAUAAGGUAAAAAUGAACUGAACCUUUUCAACCCAUUUUGUAUUGGGGAAAGUUUAUGCCCUGUGUUUUGUACUUUCUUAGCUCAAUAUUGUAUUGCCACUUCGUAAGCUUUUUAUCUGCAAAAAACUAAUAUGCCAUUUCCUUCACAAAUAGGAAACUCUAUUUUGGCAAGAAUAAAUUAAAACACCAGAGGUGGAGUUUAAUUGGAAAUCAGGAAUACACAUGUUACUUCCUCUCUCAAAUAUUUUACUCUUUGUUUUAUUUGGAGUUGAUAUAAGAUUAUUAUCCAUAUGGCUUAUCGUAAUUAGCAAAAUGAAAUGAGCCUAGAUAGUAAAUUCAAUAUUUUAUGGUAAUCACUUCCUUGUUUUUCUUUUUUUUAAUAUAAAUUACUUGCUUUAUAAUCCACAAUGUUAGAAUAUUUUCCCAUGUUUUUCAUAACCAUAC
This is a messenger RNA of Trichechus manatus latirostris (Florida manatee), 3272 nucleotides long. It is a transcript of the gene TC2N, whose product is annotated as tandem C2 domains, nuclear. NCBI's taxonomy places the organism in Eukaryota, Metazoa, Chordata, Mammalia, Sirenia, Trichechidae. The transcript has 12 exons. The record is from RefSeq and is a predicted model, not a curated record. Gene Ontology annotation, cellular component: nucleus. Bases 889 to 2361 code for a protein of 490 amino acids.